ACACCACAGCUCACAGCGCUCUUCUUGGCGCCACAGCCUAUAUCAAGAAGAACUCCUGUCGUUUUCAUCAGUUCUUAAUCUGAAGGUUUUGGAGCAGGAAGAAAAAGUAGUUGUGCUGUAGAUCCAAGCUCCUGACUUGUUGCCAGACAGUUGUCUCUCACCCGCUCUCUCCUUAUCAGCGGUAGCGUUUGAGCACCGUUCCUGAAUACGGGGUCUUGUCGACUCAUUCCGUUCUUCGAACUGCUCCUCACAGUCUAUGAUGAGCGACAGAAGUUUCCGGGCGGCGACAAGCACACCGACCGGCAUGCAUGGUGGACACCAAUUUUUUGCUGCAAAGCAGGUCAAGAUGGCUGUGGCUCUCCGCACAAGUGCUUGGGUUUGGCUGCUGAUUUCUACUGUGAUGUGUUCGGCUCGUGAAGCGCCAAUACUAGGGUUAGCAAAUCCAAUUGAUGGUCGUGAGGUGCAUCAGGAAUACUAUUUCGUUAAUGCCACUAUACUCGAUGGGCCAAUCUGCAACACUAGCAACAACGGGUUUUUCGACGCCGGCGUGGGAGGCACUUUGAGUUCAUAUUCGAAGUUUCGUGUACAUGUUCCGUUUAGAGAUGGAAAGCUUAGUCAACCAGUCUAUCAAAGCAUCAUACACCAAAGUGGUGAUACUACAACCUACCAGCUGAGCAUUGUAAACUACAAUGGAAAACGGCGUGCUUACACCUGUGGUCCUAUACUCGGCCACCGCCUACACACAUACUUUAUUCUACCUCUUGAGCCAAUUUUAGGUAUAAGGACUUAUGAUGCUUACAUAACCAAGACCCGGAAGGUGGAGCAUAAUGGGCUGGGUCAUCAACCUUUCAUCCCACAUGUUUUCAGAGAGGGAUUAGGAGACAUCCCACCAAUUUUCUGUGCUCCUAACACCGGAUCUCCGAGAGUGAACACGACCACACUCCAAAUUACUUAUGAUGAUAAUCGCACACGUACAGUACCAAGCAAACGAUAUGCCGAAGGUGUACACUUUCGAAUUCAGAAUGUCCGGAACUCGUCUGGUCAUUAUGUUUGCUCGGCUAGAAAUAAAGCCAACAAAGAACCUAUAGUCUUUAACUUCCGAGUUGAUAUAGAAUUCGCACCUGAUUUCACUGGUACCCAGGAGAACAUCACCGGUGUAGUGGGUCAACCUCUACACGUUCGAUGCGUAGUAGCCAGCUGGCCUGCCCUUGACAUUAGUUCAUUUAGAGUUGAGCUUCCAAAUGGAUCGAAUGUUUCAGUAACGCCCCUUGCACAACCCAACUGGCAGCCACAAGCAGUGACAGUUCUCAACAUUGGACGCGCUUCAGCCCGCCAUGGAGGGCUUUACAAAUGCAUUGCUAAUAAUUCCAUUGGAACAACAGUUACGACCGUUCGUGUCACUCUUACCGUGCCACCAUGUCCACAUCUGUUCAGGCACUCCGGUCAUAUCCAAUGUGUGCCGUGCGCUUGCAGUGCGAAUGGCGCGGAGAGCUGCGACGACACGGGCAACUGCACGUGCCGGGAAGGUUUCUCCGGCAGCCGGUGCCAGGACUGCGCGUCCGGCUUCUACCGGUUUGGAGAGGAUUGCGUCAGGUGUGCUUGCAGCGUAAUAGGCGCACGCAGCGGCACCAAGUGUAACCAGACCACUGGACAGUGCAAUUGCCUUGCUUCGUUCUCUGGACAACAGUGCACAUAUUGUAGAGAUGGCCAAUUUGCGAAUGAUAUCGCCACAAAGCAGACUUGUGUACCAUUUGCCGCGGCCACGACCAGCAACCCGGGAGGUUGUACCGACUGCUACUGUUCGGUAAAGGGUUCGCUCAGCAACGUGUGUUCAGAUGGAGAAGGAAUAUGCAGAUGCUACAGAAACUACACAGGAGUGAAAUGUGACAGCUGCAUUAGUCCCAGCCAGUUCCACACUACUGAAGGUGGUUGUCAAGAGCUGAGCGAAGAGCUCUUCACGGCAAGCAGGGACUCCUUGGUGGAAGGCGACGUGCUGGAUCUGGCUCAUCCCUUUGUCUUCGGCUCGCAGUUCACACACCAUCACAAUGUGUCGGUGUCACUUGAUGGGUACAUGUCCCUGAAUGGCUUUACUGGAGGCGUCAAUGACAACUCGUUCGUGACCGAGCAGGAGGCCAUUAUUGCACCAUUCUGGGCAACGCGCUCCAAGAAUCUUUCCUGCUCUCUUGGUAAGGUGACGACACAUCGUGUCAGUGAGUCGGUGGACAGCGCCACGUUUGCCGCCAUCAAAAAUGCGGUGAAAGAGAAGUACAGGGGAGACGACGAAUUUCGGCCACGCGAAGCCAUCCUCACAACCUGGUUAGAGAUUCCCGAGAAUAAUCAACAUAACAAGCGCAACACAUUCCAGGCUGCGAUCAUCAGUGACGACUGCCAGUCGUUUGCAGUACUUCAAUAUCCUAAGAACGGAAUCAGCUGGAAAGGCAUUCCUUAUCCAGUCAUGGCAGCCGGCAAAGUCCUGCCAACCUCUGGAACUCGCCAGGUUAAUCCGAUCGCGGGGGUGUAUAACCUGACUAACGGCUGCAGCAAAAAGCUGCGCGCAAGAAAACACUGUCUGGACUCGGUGACUAAUGCAUCAGCGAAGCCGCAAGCAUACCAUCUCAUGACUCGCUGCCCAGACACCAAGGAACAGGCAUCCGCCAGGAUUAUUGAACUAACAAGAAACAUCGGAGUAGGAUUAGAAUGUGCCAUUGUCGGUGGAAUACAUCUUGAUUCAGAUACUAAGAUAUCUUCGCACUGCUGCUACGGUCGCGGCGGGAACCUGAUUGAUUUCGGUUUCUACCGACCUUUUCAGCAACUGUCCGAUGCUGACUCUAAGUUACGCUCAGCUUGUCAUGUCGGAGGUGUUCUGUCACACUUCUUUUCAAACCGUAACUCUCCCAAGCCCGCUGACGAGCGUGUUCCAUUCUUGAUGGGUGUCGCUUUCGGAGAUCCUCAUCUUGUAAGCUUCAGAGGAAAGAGUUUCGAUUUCCAUGUUGUGGGGGAGUUUGUUCUUGCCGCCGUAAGCGGAGUUAAUCAUAGCCUGGAAGUUACCGCACGGAUGGAAGUGCAUCCGUUAUCAAAUGCUGCCAAUUUUACAUCGAUUACACGUGUCGCAAUCCGAAUUACACAAGGCACGUCCAAACACACUGAAGAGGUGUACUCGAAUGAAAUCGGCCGCCUUGAGUCUAAUUCACCGUACUCGUCCUCACCGGGAGUUGUUCACCUUGGAAGUUUCUCUGUCAAGGUCGAUGUGCAGCGUCACCCAGUAUUGGCCCUAUCGCUGCACAUCCCACGGAAUGCCCAAGUCACUGGUCUACUGAAUAUUGAUCGUGACAACGAGCUGAUCUUGGAAAACAGUACUGCACUCCGAGAGGAGGCGAAAAAAUACCAAGUGGACAAGGCGAGAAGUCCUUUCUCAUACACCGACUCUCCCGACAGCAGUUAUGAAAAAUUUAACCCGACCAACCCGCCAACAACAGGAAGUGUAAAUAGAAGUGUGAAUACAUCAGACGAAACAAUUUCCAAAUGCGAGGGCGAAGAAACAUGCAUCGCCGACUUUAUUCUUACCCAAGACUAUGAGUUAGCAUAUCGCUCUCGUGAUAUAGCUCGUGUCCAGCGAAAUGCAGCCGAGAUAUUCUCUAAUCUCCCAACACUCCCACCAAUCAUAUCCGCAAGCACAUCAGUUCUGCACGCCACAUUCAACAGAUCGAGCUCGAUCAUCGUGACGGCUAGAGCUGCAGGAGCCAGGACUAUAACCGAAAUAACAUUCGAAGCCAGCACUCCUUUGUUUUCCUUUUCUGCAAAGAACGUGUCAUCGGAUAGCAUGGAGUUGACCUGGCUACCAGAAGAGAGGUAUUUUGCUCAAUCCCAUGAUCUUUAUCUCAGCGUGUCGGCAAUUGAUGACACCGGUGCCAAGGCUAGCAAGACCAUUCCCGUCACCUUUUGUGGGUGUUAUGGAGUAUGUGAGCAGCCACCCGCAGCUGAUGAUCUGAUGCUCACUUUCACCCAGCUUGGCUGUGAUUCUUGCGACACGGGUCGAACUGGACAUAAUUGUGCCGAUGAUCUUGAUAGCUGUGUUUCGAAUACCUGCAACGAACCGCACUACGAGUGCAUUGAUGUCCCACUGCCCGGUGACGGGUUCAACUGUACCUGCACGCUCGGUUUUGAAGACCAAAAAGGCUCUUGUGUAGAUGUUGAUGAGUGUGAUGGUGACAUCUGGUACUGUGGAAAUGGCCAGUGCAUCAACACGGAAGGCUCUUACAACUGUAAUUGCUCGAGAGGUCACUACUGGAACGGAAUCAAGUGCGACGAUGUAGUCGAAGACAACAUAAAAAAACCUACACCUGGUGAUAAGGUGCAUCCAACCCCCUUUGCUGGGAAGGACGGUGAAGGAGGGAGGAACAGUGUUGGCGGCCCUCCAAGACACAACGGCUCCGUAGACGCUGCUAGCACACCUAUUCCCAAAAGCACAACCACGCGGCAUGGUAUUCAAGCGCAUUUCAAUUCAACACACGAAACUGCGCAGAACACCGGUCAAACAAAUCUCAAAAGACAAAUCACCUUCGCGGCAGGAGGACUGGCUGGUUUGAUUCUCGUCUCCACCAUGCUGUUCGCUUUCUGGCACCGCACCCGGCAGCAGGAGAAGAAUCAAGGUUCCUUUCACCCGGGCAAGGCUGUUUCCGAGGCUGACCUGGAUUUAGAACUCUAUCGCAAACCUAGCCGCAUGACGUUGAAGAAGAUUGCUUCUCGUGACUCGAUUUUGGACGUUUCCGGCCAGACACCUCCGGUUCCUGGUAGUUUGGCGGACUUUAGCUCAAUCUUGGAAUCUACACUAGCCAAAGAUAAGCAUGACUGGCAGUAGUUUUUCGUGAAAGUGUGCCAAGUCGAACUGCUGCCAAAGUGACUUGCAAUCCAUCGAUGACAUGCGGUGUUUUCCUGUUGCGCAGCACCCGUGGAAUUGUCCGUGUCUGCAUGGACCUCUCUUAGCUUGUCUGUUUAUCCAUGCCAAUGUGUAUUCUAUGUGCAUCCUGUUGGAAUGUAUUCAGCCCAAUCUAGUGCAUUCUGCUUGCAUCCAUUUUGACUGUAUUGACCCGUAUCCAGUGCAUGAUGUUGUAUUCUGUUGCUCCGUCUGCGUAUAUUUCACCCCAUGUAUUUACGUGUGUACCUUCGACAUCAUAGGAUUCUUGACCUGAGUAUAAAGAUGCAACAUCCGCUCUGCAAAUCCAAGUCUGCUUUGCUAAAAGAUGAUUUCGAUAUCAUUAUUUCAACACUCUACAAUGACGAAUUGGAUUUAGAACCAUGGUGAAGCAGCGCAAUAAAGACGCA
This is a messenger RNA of Sycon ciliatum, 5322 nucleotides long. RefSeq lists its product as uncharacterized. The coding region runs from base 257 to 4858 and encodes 1533 amino acids. The record is from RefSeq and is a predicted model, not a curated record. Gene Ontology annotation, molecular function: calcium ion binding. The transcript is spliced from 20 exons. Lineage: Eukaryota; Metazoa; Porifera; Calcarea; Leucosolenida; Sycettidae. Gene Ontology annotation, cellular component: basement membrane. Gene Ontology annotation, biological process: cell-matrix adhesion; tissue development; dendrite development.